Acanthopagrus latus (yellowfin seabream) is the source of this 1407-nucleotide messenger RNA. RefSeq names its product hydrolethalus syndrome protein 1 homolog. Lineage: Eukaryota; Metazoa; Chordata; Actinopteri; Spariformes; Sparidae. Gene Ontology annotation, cellular component: centriole; non-motile cilium. Gene Ontology annotation, biological process: cilium assembly. The record is from RefSeq and is a predicted model, not a curated record. Bases 206 to 1276 code for a protein of 356 amino acids. The transcript is spliced from 12 exons.
GUUUUCUUCGAGGCGUCGUUUUCAAAGCCCCGUUAACGGCCGACUGUUGUCCUGGUGCAGCUGCUGUUGUGAAGCUUUAAACAAGACAACACGACCACUGCUAACACACUUCACCGUCAAUGUUUAUUUAAUAAACUCUCUAUAGGAGCUAUCAGCCCUCUAGAAGGAUUCAUGCUACCUCACUGACUCAAAACCUAAAAAUACAAUGGACAACCUGGAUUUCACAGAGGAGGAAAUCCAAAGACAGCUGGCGGUCAUGGGCUACAGAAACAUACCAGUUCGCAAGGUGCACCAAGUCAAGCAAGAUCUUGAUGAGCUGAUUCAACGUGGUCGAGGGAGAAGCUUCUCCUCGCCCCCUCAGACGAACGCCGCCGAGUCUCAGACAGCCACUUCUCGGCCGAGUCCUCCUGCCUUCACCAAGGAGAAAGUUGGUCAUCGCUACUUUGAAGACGCUCGUGAAGGGUUUUAUUUACAUGCUGGACCGUGGGACUAUGACAGAGAGUUGCCCACCACCAGUCAGAUCAGAGACUUUGGACAGCAGCAGAGAAACUUCGACCCGUACACUCAGAACUUGGUGGAUCCAGGCGCUCUCAGCAGGCUGCAGGUGGAGCCGGACCAGGACGACACCGUCGACCCAACACUCUCUGACAGCUACACGUCCUCCGCUGACUCGCAGGGCCGACGCUUCAUCAAGAGGAUCGUCCUGAGGAAACGUAAAGGAAAAACUCUCAUCUGUGAUGAAUCGUUCUACAGUGAAGACUCCGACGCAGCGAGCAGUCUGGAGGAGCGACUGGCGGAUCUAAAUCUGUCGCCGUCGUCUCAACACGACUUUGAGGCGGAGAGCGAAGACGUGACCAGUCAGAGCGACACCCAGAGUUCAGAGUCAGACAGAGUCCCUAUGAGCGCCUUCGAAUCCUACAUAAGAGGCAUGACUCGACCUCCAAGAGACGGUGACAUCAAGCCCAAACACAAGGCCUUCAUCAGACCAGUGAUGAACCAGCAGCCAAGAAAGAAGACGGACCCGGUGGCCAAGUAUUUCCAGUAUAAGCAGCUCUGGGACAUGUUUAAACUUCCUGGAGAGCAGGACAGGAGAGCGGUCCGCCUGGAGAUAAAGGAGCGACUUGCCUACCAGCCUCCACCACCGAAGCCUCGGAGAGUUUACCUGCCCAACACCUACAUCGUGCCAACAGAUAAGCGUCGCUCGGCGCUGCGCUGGGAGAUCAGGAACAACUUGGCUCACGGACUCGUUCCGUACAAAUACAGCCAUCGGUUUUAGGCCUUUUGUUCUCCUCAUGCCUUUUAGAUAGCUUUUAAUGAAACUUUGCAAUGUCUUUUUUUUUUAAUCAUUGGUAUUAUUUAUUGAUGACUUGUUUUUUUUAACAUAAUAAACACAUAAAGAAAACAUCU